This is a messenger RNA of Armigeres subalbatus, 1171 nucleotides long. RefSeq lists its product as uncharacterized. Bases 1 to 858 code for a protein of 285 amino acids. Lineage: Eukaryota; Metazoa; Arthropoda; Insecta; Diptera; Culicidae. The transcript is spliced from 7 exons. The record is from RefSeq and is a predicted model, not a curated record.
AUGGAAACUUUCAUCGCAUUGGACAACAAUGAUUUCUGUCGACUACAAUUGAACACAGGCCAACGAAAAAAAAUUCAAAAAUACCAAACUCAGCUGCUUGAGAAAUACAAUGCUGUUCCUGUUGAAGAAGACACAGAAAAGCUAGAAGAUAUUAUUGAAGAGGAUUAUCUGUCAGAUUUUGAACAAGCUGGACCUUCUAUUUCGUUAGAAAAGGAAUUCGAUAUCGAUUUAAUUUUCAGGCAGUCUGCUGAAGGCUUGCGCAUAAUGGAGUUGCUCAGACAAGAAAAUUCAGUCGACUUCAAAUUGAUCAAGUCUAUUACAACGAUUCUAAGUGAAUACUUGGUCAAAAGAUUCGGAUACCACCCUAAUGCGCAUUACAAAGAUGUAAUUGCCAAAUCCUUGGUACGAAGAUAUGAAAUGUUGUCCACCAGUGCCGCCUGUCCUCAGGCAUUAUGGUUCUACCCUAACGGCCGAGGACCAGGCAAACAUAGUGGGAAAAUUCACUAUCACAUUGAGUACAUGGUGAAAAAAGACAAACAACAAAUUCAUCAACCAAGGCGUCUCGGUGACGUGCAUGAUGGUGAUGACAUCGAUGUGGCACAGGGCACUGCAAAUCAGGAUGACUCUUCAAUAAUUGACAAGCUAAAGUACAUUGUUCCAACUGACGCAUCGCUGAAUGCAAUUAUGAGCGACUGGGUAAAAACAUUCGAAACCAGGAAGAAAAUCAGGGACAGCGGUGACGAUAGUAACAUUGUUGACCAACUACUUGAUGCUUUUCCUUUGAUGACUGAGUAUAACGGAUCGCUGAUCACGAUGGAUUUUGAACUGAUGUUUUUCCAAAGCUGUGGACUUCCAUGAAACAUGGGACAAUUUUGAAACCAAAAUUGUCACUAAACACCAUAAUCUGCACCCAUACAUCAAAUCUCAGUUUGUUCGGGCACUGGUCAUUGUAAAAGAGAAAAAUCCUUCACGUGGGGCCAAGCGGUCAAUCAAAGGACCACAGAAAAACCUGAACUUACUCGAUCAUAUCGCCGAGUGGAUAAAUCCUGAAGACGACAUCGAACAAUUUGCUUCUGGGUAUUCGAAGACAAAGCAACCGAUACUCGUCAUCAAGGCACCGCAGUAUGAAGAGGGAGCAUCAUACAUCCUGUUCGACAGGCGUGUGUUUCCG